AUGGAAGCCUCUUUGGAAGACAGCGACAGCCGAAUGCAGGCGGAAGCGAAGGCAAGCCAAGUUCUGGGCGAGGAAUCGGCCGGCGAUGCAGGAGGAACCUCCGUCCGGCCAGCGAGGGAAAGAAGCUCUCAAGCGGACCCUGCGCCGCCAAAAGCCAAGUCGCAUGUCAAAGCCUCGGCGAAGGACAUGAGGCCGGUCCGGCUGAGGCCAUGGAGGAAGACGGCAGAUGAAGUGCGCAGUGAAGUUGAAGCUGCAGACCGGAUCCUCUUCGAAGGGCAAACCGCUGCCGCCGCUGCUGCUGGCAUCGAUGCGGCCGCUUUGCGCUUCUUCUUUCUAGCCUUGCAGACCGUGGAGGAAGCCUCCGCCGCGCUGCCGGGCCGAAGAGAAUUGGAGAGGUCGCUCGAUGCUCUGCGUCAGGCGGCGACUUCCUCGGCUUCCAAGGAGGAAGUGAACUCUGCCUUGCAGGCAGCAUCCACGGCUGUGACAGCGGCGGGUUUGGAGGUGUCGCUGUCACGAGCUCCUAAGCAGGAUCUCUGCCACCAGGUGCUACCCUGGCUGCUAAUUGGUGGCUGGGCGGCACUUGGCCGCGACUGCGACGAGCUGCGCCGCCGAUCGGUGACGCACGUCGUCUCCAUCAUUUCAGCAGACCAGCGAAAGCUGCCAGAGUUUGUGCAGGGCCACCUGCACAUCUUUUCCUUCGACAGCGAAGAUGCCGCGCAAAAGCUUGGGGAGCGCUUCCCAGACAUUUGCCGCUUCAUCGAUGGACGCGGCGAGCGUGGCAAAGUCUACGUCCACUGCGGCGCAGGUAUUUCUCGUGCGCCCACUGCUGCGGCCAGUUACAUCAUGUGGAAGCUGGGCGUUUCUGCUGCUGUUGCCAUCAGACUAAUUCGAGCCGCUCGCCCGUGCAUUCGCCCGAACGUGGGCUUCGUCAGGGAACUUCAGAAAUGGGAGAAGAAGAUGACAGAGCUACAAGGAUUUGCAUCGUGUGCAUGUACGGCAGGCAACCGGUUGGCUGUCGCCGGUUUAUGUCAGAAUUCAUGA
This is a messenger RNA of Symbiodinium sp. CCMP2456, 1041 nucleotides long. The record is from the annotation of a GenBank genome assembly. NCBI's taxonomy places the organism in Eukaryota, Dinophyceae, Suessiales, Symbiodiniaceae.